UUGUGUUCUUUAUUUACAGGAUAUGUCAAUGGUGAACAAGCCGCAUUCUUCAAUGGGUCCACGGAGUAUUUCUAUCUGAACGGUGGAACCGAGCCGGUUUUCUCGUCAAAGACGUCACAAUUUUCGUUCGAAUUUCGAACAUCGUCGACAGAUGGAGUAAUUUGGUGGGAAUCGGAAUGGUCUGGUUCAGACUCAAGCGAUUUUCUCAUCAUUCACCUCAGAGGAGGAAUGGUGAAUAUCGCUGUGAACCUCGGAAACGACACUCUGAAGUCGGUGGCAACAAACCUUGCCGUGGUCAAUGGAAGAUGGCAUCGGGUGGCUGUUGAAAGGUACCAUUUCUGA
Molecule: messenger RNA, 342 nt
Organism: Cooperia oncophora
Lineage: Eukaryota; Metazoa; Nematoda; Chromadorea; Rhabditida; Trichostrongylidae
Source: the annotation of a GenBank genome assembly